Molecule: messenger RNA, 1580 nt
Organism: Salvelinus sp. IW2-2015
Lineage: Eukaryota; Metazoa; Chordata; Actinopteri; Salmoniformes; Salmonidae
Product: autophagy protein 5
Biological process (GO): autophagy of mitochondrion; C-terminal protein lipidation; autophagosome assembly
Cellular component (GO): cytoplasm; Atg12-Atg5-Atg16 complex; phagophore assembly site membrane
Molecular function (GO): Atg8-family ligase activity
Source: RefSeq, a predicted model, not a curated record
CAAGCUGUAAAUGAAACUACCAAUAACUACAAAAUUACUUAUCGAUUACUAGGCGAAUCAAAAUUGUCGUCACUAACCAACAACUUUAUAGGUCAUCUUUGCACUGAAUAGAACCAUUUCGACAUGAUUAUUGUAAUACACUACAAUGAACGCUGGAUGCCACUCUAUACUGCAGGUUACACCUCGUCGGGGAAAAGGGGGAUUUCCUUGCUUUUUUCCCUUGACAGGCGAAUGACAACACCACCACGGCCCUCUUCCUUAAUCGCAGCUGGUUACAACCGCUCUAGAAAACCUCGCUACUAUUCCUGCCGGUGCCAGUGAGGCUAGGUAGCAUACGCAGCUAUCUAGCUAGUUGGCUAGCUAGCAAGUCAAUACAGAAUAAUUUACAUGUAGUUUGUAGCUAGAGAGUACUUCCUUUAUGUGCCACUGGGUGCGACGGGAGGAUGGCAGAUGACAAGGACGUGCUGCGAGAUGUUUGGUUUGGUCGGAUUCCGACCUGCUUCACACUUUACCAGGAUGAGAUCACAGAGAGAGAGGCCGAACCCUUCUAUCUCCUCUUGCCAAGGGUGAGCUACCUGACUCUGGUCACAGACAAGGUGAAAAAGCACUUCCUGAAGGUCAUGAAGSCMGAGGACGUAGAGGAGAUGUGGUUUGAUUUCGAGGGAACCUCACUCAAAUGGCACUAUCCAAUUGGAUUACUGUUUGACCUGCAUGCCUCCAACACUGCCCUGCCCUGGAGCAUCACUGUGCACUUUAAGAAUUUCCCAGAGCGUGACCUGCUCCACUGCCCCUCUAACUCUGUGAUCGAGGCCCACUUCAUGUCCAGCAUCAAGGAGGCGGAUGCACUCAAACACAAGAGCCAGGUCAUCAACGACAUGCAGAAGAAAGACCACAAGCAGCUGUGGAUGGGCCUGCAGAACGAUAAGUUUGACCAGUUCUGGGCCAUGAACCGUAAGCUGAUGGAAUACCCCACAGAGGAGGGAGGCUUUCGCUACAUCCCCUUCAGGAUAUACCUGACGAUGAGUGACAGGCCGUUCAUCCAGAAGUUGUUUCGCCCCAUCUCGCCCGACGGCUACACACACACGCUGGGGGAUCUGCUGAAGGAGGUGUACCCCGUGGCCAUAUCCAACGACGACGAGUCCAAGCACUACCAGGUGGUGAUCCAUGGGAUUGAGCCCCUGCUGGAGACCCCGUUGCAGUGGCUGAGCGAGCACCUCAGUCACCCUGAUAACUUUCUCCACAUCAGCGUCAUACCCACGCCUAGCGACUGACACCUCUGGCAAAGUUUGGUAACACCCGGCAACUGGGAAAGUUGCAAACUCCGAACGGACUCUUUAGAGAGCAGGAAAACCCACGUGACUGGGGGCGAAGAGUGACGCAAUCGCAGUGUGAUGUCAUCUCAUUCAACUUGUCCCAAAAAGGAGCCCACCAGGAGAAAAUGUACCGUUUUCUGUUUUCCUUCUCUUUUCCUCUCCUUCGCACUCCGUCUCUUUUGGACCUUUACCUGUUUGGGGAAAGWUGUUCCGCCCAAAAUGUGGAAGGCCAAACUGAAAGAGAGCUCAUCUGUUUAAAAAGAGAGG